Neofelis nebulosa (Clouded leopard) is the source of this 1195-nucleotide messenger RNA. RefSeq names its product family with sequence similarity 168 member A (gene FAM168A). The transcript has 9 exons. The record is from RefSeq and is a predicted model, not a curated record. The coding region runs from base 267 to 1001 and encodes 244 amino acids. NCBI's taxonomy places the organism in Eukaryota, Metazoa, Chordata, Mammalia, Carnivora, Felidae. Gene Ontology annotation, biological process: positive regulation of base-excision repair.
CGCCCCCUCCCUCCGCCUCCUCCUCCUUCGCCCGCAGCCGAGCGUCCCCUCCCCCCACCCGUCGGGCUCUUCGUCGGCUACUGCAGAGGAUUCAGAGCCGAAUCUGAGGAGGAGGCUCUCGGUCCCUGCGCGCCAUCCGCCACCUUACUGGACACAGGGGAGGGAGUGAGAGCGUCGUCGCUGUAGCCUCCUGAGAAGACAAGGGCAUCGCCGCCUCCGCCGCCGUUUUCGCCUGCAGCGGCUCGCCGGAUCCUCAGUCUUCCACAAUGAACCCUGUUUAUAGCCCCGUGCAGCCUGGGGCUCCUUAUGGCAACCCUAAGAACAUGGCCUACACAGGUUACCCUACAGCCUACCCCGCAGCAGCCCCUGCCUACAAUCCCAGUCUGUACCCCACCAAUAGCCCCAGUUAUGCUCCAGAGUUUCAGUUCCUGCAUUCAGCUUAUGCAACUCUGCUGAUGAAACAGGCCUGGCCACAGAACUCGUCUUCCUGUGGUACUGAAGGCACCUUCCACCUCCCAGUGGACACCGGGACCGAGAACCGAACUUACCAAGCAUCCUCUGCGGCUUUCAGAUAUACUGCAGGGACACCGUACAAGGUCCCACCGACCCAGAGUAAUACUGCUCCACCCCCCUACUCCCCAUCACCCAACCCCUAUCAGACGGCCAUGUAUCCAAUCAGAAGUGCCUAUCCCCAGCAGAAUCUGUAUGCCCAGGGAGCCUACUACACACAGCCGGUGUAUGCUGCCCAGCCCCACGUCAUCCACCACACCACGGUUGUCCAGCCCAACAGCAUUCCCUCCGCCAUCUACCCAGCGCCUGUUGCUGCUCCCCGGACCAACGGUGUGGCCAUGGGCAUGGUGGCCGGCACCACCAUGGCAAUGUCAGCAGGUACCCUGCUGACUGCACCCCAGCACACCGCGAUUGGGGCACACCCUGUGUCCAUGCCAACAUACAGGGCCCAAGGGACCCCUGCGUACAGCUAUGUGCCCCCGCACUGGUAAAGCCUGCAGCCCAUCCAAAUCUGGAGUCACACAUUGUAUGCAACUACUCAAGUCUUACACAGGUGCUGGAGCAGUUCCCUAGCAGCACCACCUCUAUUUGCAAGAAGAGACAACGGAAGUGCAAGGGUCACUUUAUGCAUCUUUAACGGUUUUGGUUUUUAUUUUUGGUUUUUGUAAAAGCUGCUUUUUCUAAU